AUGCAGAAGGCCAAGCGGACAGUGGAGACGGAGUACGCAGUGGUGGGCACCUGGGAGGAUACGAAUAUAACGCUUUCCGUGUUGGAGGCGUAUAUACCUCGAUUUUUCCGCAAUGCCAAAGUGGCCUACUACUUGGGAAAAGACCGAUUGUCGCGAGUAAAUCGCAACAAUGUCACUCGAACCGUCAGCGAUGAAACUAAACUCAUUCUGAGGAAAAAUCUCACCAACGAGAUCGAGUUUUACGAGUUUUGCAAACAGCGUUUGUAUCUUCAGUAUGCCGCCUUAAGUCAUGGAAAGCGAUUUGGGGAGGAUGACUAUCUUUUGGUGCCGGAACAGCAAAACGAAUACAAUGAGGAGUAUUAGUAAAUAUACCUUGAAUAGGAACAAAGUGAUAAGCCAGUAUGAAAUGUAUAAGAAAACUCAGGACUGUUAGAACACAUUUUAAUAAAUGAAUCUGAACAAUUAUAAGUUUGUUCCACACUUUAACUCAACUCUUGACACACUCGCAUUCGCUUUAAUCGAAAUGAUCCGUGAAUUUUACUGUUGCCUUUCUGAAAAGACAUUCUGUGUCUUAAAUAAGAGCUUUCUGUGUGUAUUCAUGUGUACUGCGGG
Molecule: messenger RNA, 612 nt
Organism: Drosophila santomea
Lineage: Eukaryota; Metazoa; Arthropoda; Insecta; Diptera; Drosophilidae
Product: heparan sulfate 2-O-sulfotransferase pipe-like
Exons: 2
Coding region: 1-363 (120 amino acids)
Cellular component (GO): membrane
Molecular function (GO): sulfotransferase activity
Source: RefSeq, a predicted model, not a curated record